Messenger RNA from Patiria miniata (bat star), 528 nucleotides. RefSeq names its product actin-like. NCBI's taxonomy places the organism in Eukaryota, Metazoa, Echinodermata, Asteroidea, Valvatida, Asterinidae. The coding region runs from base 16 to 528 and encodes 170 amino acids. The transcript has 3 exons. The record is from RefSeq and is a predicted model, not a curated record.
UUUUGUCUGUAGAUAAUGUUUGAGACAUUUAACACACCAGCUAUGUAUGUUGGAAUUCAAGCAGUGCUGUCUCUCUAUGCAUCUGGACGUACUACUGGUAUUGUCUUAGAUUCUGGUGAUGGCGUUUCUCACACAGUACCAAUCUACGAGGGCUAUGCUUUACCUCAUGCUAUCUUGAGGCUUGAUCUUGCUGGCCGAGACCUUACAGAUUACCUGAUGAAGAUCUUGACUGAGCGAGGCUACUCUUUCACAACAACAGCCGAGAGAGAAAUAGUUCGAGAUGUCAAGGAGAAGCUGUGUUUUGUUGCUUUAGACUUUGAACAGGAGAUGGCCACAGCAGCAUCUAGCUCAGCUCUUGAGAAGAGCUAUGAGCUUCCUGAUGGUCAGGUUAUUACCAUUGGAAAUGAGAGAUUCAGAUGUCCAGAGGUCAUGUUCCAACCAGCUUUCAUUGGUAAUACCAUUUCUAAGUGGUUCUUUUUUGUGUGUUUUAUUGGCUGUUUUGGCAAAUAUGCCGAAACAGCCUUGUAA